CUCCUCUCCUUUUCAUUGAUGACACCACUACUAACUCCAUCUACCAAAAUCUUCUUUCCAUUUUGCUGAAAACUAUAUAAGCAAUAUACGUCACCGUUACCCCCACACACUUCGCUCAUGCGUGCUUACCACGCCCCCUUUUAGCAUUCACAAUGAUGAUGGGACCCACUGCUCAUGCACGACACGUAUCCAUCCGCGCGUGGAGAAUCCCUUGUUGGAUGCGCUUUGCCCUAGUCGUCUGCGAACACAUCCUUCUCUCUCUAUAUCCACCAUGAACCACCACCGUACUCCGAUCACCUUCUUCGAUCUUCUUUCAAAUUCUUCAAGUCGGCCGAUUUGCUGCUCCUCUUGCCGAUCUACUAGUUUCGCAACUUUUCUUUCUGAGGAUUAAAAUGGAACCAAUGGAUAUCGUUGGUAAGACGAAGGAGGAUGCUUCGCUUCCCAAAGCAACUAUGACAAAGAUUAUUAAAGAAAUGUUGCCCCCUGAUGUUCGUGUUGCCCGAGAUACGCAGGAUCUUUUGAUUGAAUGUUGUGUAGAGUUCAUCAAUCUUAUCUCAUCAGAAUCAAAUGAAGUUUGUAAUAGAGAAGAUAAACGAACAAUUGCACCAGAACAUGUACUCAAGGCCUUAGAGGUUCUUGGCUUUGGGGAAUAUACUGAAGAAGUUUAUGCUGCAUAUGAACAACACAAGUUGGAGACUGUGGACACUGUGAGAGCUGGGAAGUGGAGCAAUAAUGUAGCUGAAAUGACUGAAGAAGAAGCAUUAGCUGCACAACAAAGGAUGUUUGCUGAAGCACGUGCGAGGAUGAAUGGAGUUGUUACAGUUCCCCCCAAACAGCAAGACCCGGAAACAGAGCAAAAAUUGGACUGCUAACUUAGGGCGUAGUUUUUUCCUGUAGGCAAGCACCUCUUUAGUUUUUACAGGUGGUUUCUCUUUUAUUAUGUACAAAAAGCUCCCCUGGCUCUUUUGCCUGCUUGUGAACUUGAUUUCAAUUUGUACUCUUUUAAUUAUGUCUAUAUUUUCUGUAAUUAGUGAAUUUUCUUCAGAAUAGUCUCUACGGCGUACAAGUGCUUUCAGUAUAUUUUUUAUUUGUCA
Molecule: messenger RNA, 1094 nt
Organism: Solanum verrucosum
Lineage: Eukaryota; Viridiplantae; Streptophyta; Magnoliopsida; Solanales; Solanaceae
Product: protein Dr1 homolog
Exons: 6
Coding region: 393-872 (159 amino acids)
Molecular function (GO): protein heterodimerization activity
Source: RefSeq, a predicted model, not a curated record